Molecule: messenger RNA, 6252 nt
Organism: Passer domesticus (house sparrow)
Lineage: Eukaryota; Metazoa; Chordata; Aves; Passeriformes; Passeridae
Gene: ADGRD1
Product: adhesion G protein-coupled receptor D1
Exons: 26
Coding region: 466-3186 (906 amino acids)
Biological process (GO): cell surface receptor signaling pathway; adenylate cyclase-activating G protein-coupled receptor signaling pathway
Cellular component (GO): plasma membrane
Molecular function (GO): G protein-coupled receptor activity
Source: RefSeq, a predicted model, not a curated record
CCCCUUUCGGCCCGUUUGAGCCCGUUUGAGCCCCCCUGGGAGCCCGCAGGGUUCUCCGCCCGCUCAGAGCGGCAUCGCCUCUGCGGGCGGCGCGGCCGGAGCUGCGGGGAGCGCUCCCCGCGCCCACAAAGGUCCCGGGCAGAGAUUUUCCUCCUGGCACACGCUGGAACACAAGGGCUGCACUUCUCUCCGCGGGACAGCACGGCUCCGGGGCUCGGGGCACGCUGCUGUGAGUUUUCCUCCGGUCACGGGAAUUUAUCCGGAGUUAAAUGAAGAUACCGAAGGGUGAGGCAAGGAAACAGCGCUUGGAGGGUCUGGAAGGAUGUUUUGCCAUCACUGAAGGAAUGGACCUUUUGAACCUGUGUGGAAAAUGUCCUUUUUGAUACCAAAAGUCGUAAAGGAAAACUUAUGAUUGGAAUCUUGCAGGAGUUUGAGCUCAGCUGUACUUUUAACCUUACAUAGACCAUGGAGAGUUUGUUAUCGCUGCUCUGUUGCCAUUAUUCUUUGCUGAUUUUAUUUCAGCACAGAUAUCAGGUGUACGGAAACCAUUCCCAGCUCCCCAAGCACCCAGGGUUCAAAGUCCUGGCAUCAGCUUCCCAUUACUGGCCCCUGGAAGAUGUGGAUGGAAUUCACGAGUUCCGGGAUACAAACGGAGCUCUAAGAAUCCACAACUUCACUGUGCUUCCUUCCCAUAACUCUACCUUUGUAAAUACCAAUGACUCUGCCUACUCUAACUUCUCUGCAACUGUAGAUAUUGUGGAAGGGAUGGUGAACAAAGGAAUUUACGUCACUGAAAAGAAAGGAGUCACCUUUCUCUUCUUUGGAAGCUAUAGAAAUUCUUGCAUCAGUAAUCCAGAGGCUUGUGGGCCUGAAGGAGUAACAUUUUCCUUCUUCUGGAAGACUCAAGACCAACAGGCCAAGCUUCUCCCUGCCUCUGGUGGAAGAGUAAUUUCCAGCGGUUUCAAAAUCUGCUCCAAUGAAGGUGAAGGCUCCGUGGAAUUUUACACCCGUGGGAAUGCAAUGAUGAAAUGGAAAGCAAGCUUUAGUCCACCAGGCCCCUUCUGGACGCACGUGCUGUUCACCUGGCGGCCCCGGGAAGGCCUGAAGGUGUACGUGAACGGCACCCUGCGCACCACGGACCCCCAGGGGAAGGUGUUCUACGACUACGGGGACGCGGGGGCCGAGCUGCUGGCGGGCGGCGAGGGCGCGGCCCGGCGCUCCGUCAGCGGCGCCUUCGACGAGUUCGUCAUCUGGGAGCGGGCCCUGAGCCCCCGCGAGGUGCAGCAGUACUUCACGGCCGCCGUGGGUGUGCAAGUCCUGCUCUCCUCAACACUUCCCUGGUCUCUGAUGACAACCACGACAGCCCCCGUGCUCCCCACCGACGCGUACCAGCCCAUCCUCGCGGCGCUGAGCCAGGACAGAGGCAGCUCCUCCUCGCCCAGCUCCCUGCUGGGGCGCCUGCAGAACGUGUCCUCCAGCCUGCCCCCCAAAGCCCUGCCUGAGCACACUGCCCUGAGCCUGGCCCAGGCAUUUUUAAAAGCUAUUGAAGACUUCCUGUUACUGUCUGACUGGAUUGAUGGACCAGAGGGUCUGGCCAUGCUCAGCAGCCUGAUCCACACCAUCGACACGGUGCUGUCUCACCUGUCCCUCCACCUGGAGGGGAGCUCGCUGCCGCUGACCGUCGAGGGCUCCUCGGCCGUGGCAGAUUACGCUGUGGUCAAAAUGCAUCCUCAGAGCCUGAAUGUGUCCCACUAUCGAUUCCCAUCCCGAGGGCAGAGCUAUAUUUCCAUCCCCAGUGAAGCUUUCCAUGGAAGAGCCUGCAUCACCAUCGUGGGCCUGCUUUACCACAGCAUGCAUCACUUCUUCAGCAACAUCGACCCCCUGCACACCAGGAUUGCUGAAGCUGCUGCCUACAAAGGCUCCAUGAUCUCAGCCAGCAGUUAUCUCAUCUCUAUCAAGGUGGAGCCUCUGCCCCAGCUGUCCCCCAACCUGUCGGGCUCUCCCCUCAUCACCAUCCAGCUCACCCACACCCUGACGCCCAGACAAUACAGCCAAGCACUGAAUAAAAGUAACAGAGUUCAUCUUUACUGUGCAUUUCUGGAUUACAGCAAUGGAACUGGUGUUUGGUCCAACGAGGGCUGUGUGAGGGACAGUGGGGACCUCAACCACUCCGUGUGCCUCUGCAACCACCUCACCAACUUCGCCAUCCUGAUGCAAGUGGUGCCUCUGAAGCUAACCAGAGAACACCAGGUGGCCCUCUCCUCCAUCACUUACAUCGGCUGUGCUCUGUCCAUCUUCUGCCUGACGAUCACCCUGGUCACGUUCGCUGUGCUGUCGUCUGUCAGCACCAUCCGCAACCAGCGCUACCACAUCCACGCCAACCUGUCGUGCGCCGUGCUGCUGGCCCAGGCCCUGCUGCUGGCCAGCUUCCAGUUCAGCCCCGCAACCCUGCCUUGCAAGAUAUUGGCCAUUCUCCUUCAUUUUUUCUUCCUGAGUGCAUUUGCAUGGAUGCUGGUGGAAGGAUUUCAUCUUUACAGCAUGGUGAUCAAAGUAUUUGGGUCAGAAGAAAGCAAGCACUUAUAUUAUUAUGGAAUUGGAUGGGGCUGCCCACUGGUGAUCUGUGUCAUCUCUGCAACCUCCUCCCUGGACAGCUAUGGAGAAAGUGGCAACUGCUGGCUUUCCCUGGAGGAUGGAGCAAUCUGGGCUUUCGUGGCACCGGCGAUGUUUGUAAUCCUGGUGAACAUUGGCAUCCUCAUUGCUGUCACAAGAGUCAUCUCCAGAAUCAGUGCAGACAACUACAAGGUCCAUGGAGAUGCUAAUGCCUUCAAACUAACAGCUAAAGCCGUGGCUGUUCUCUUACCAAUCUUGGGGAGCUCGUGGAUCUUUGGUGUUUUGGCUGUCAAUGCCCAUGCUUUAGUGUUUCAGUAUAUAUUUGCUGUUUUUAACUCACUACAGGGAUUUUUCAUGUUCCUGUUUCACUGUCUUCUGAACUCAGAGGUUAGAGCUGCCUUUAAGCACAAAACCAAGGUCUGGUCCCUCACCAGCAGUUCAACACGCAACAUCAAUGUGAAGCCCUUCAAUUCAGACAUUAUGACUGGGAACAGGCCAGGCACAGCUCCCACGAAGCUGAACACCUGGGACAAAAGCACCAAUUCAGCAAACCGCAUUGAUUUAUCUGCAGUGUGACAGGAGCAGCAGCUCCUCAGAGAAAAUCAAGCCAUACAUCCAGGACCUCUGACACCGUGUCCAGCUGUUCCUCACUGCCAGUAACAGUAGAAAACUGGGAUUUUAAAUCACUGCCUAAUGAAUUGGGAAUUGCCAUAGUGUUUUGUUGAGUAAAUAGCCCUUGUUGCUUGCCUUCAAAACUGUAACACAUUCUAGCACUUGGCUAUUAGCAAUAUCUGUAAAAAUGACCAGCACAAAUAUACACUGGAUGAUACAUUUUGUCAGCAAUGAUGAAAACUCUAGGUAUGCAAGGAGGGCUUAUUGCUCCCUGAAUCAUUCCAGCUCCCAGAACUGAGGGAAAGCAACAUACCUCUGAAAGGAUGGAUUUUUAUGCUCUAAAAUGAAAUGCUUCCCAUUGUGAUGUUGUAAUGAGACUAUUCCACACUUGCUGUGCUCUCUCUGUUUACAUUUUUUUACCUUACAGAAUUAUCAAAGUGAAGCUGAUUCCAAAUACACGGUAUGGUGUUUAUCUGAUGCUACAAGGAAGCCAGGCUUGAGGGAGAAGCAGGUUCCAGCUCCCCCACUCCCCAAGUGGGUGAGCAAAGGUAAACCCACAUAAACAGCACCUGUAAGGUGUAAAUCUCCUGGAUGUGGCCUGUCAGGAUUUUAGACCCUCCUGUUGCCAUGCUGUCCUCAGAGGUAACCUGGCUGUGGCUGUCCCAGAGCAGCCCACAGCUCCUCUGCUGCUGAUGUGUGUCUGCUGACACAUUGCCUUACAAAUUAUCCAAUUAUUCCCCUGCUUUGCCUGCAGCUGGGGGGUGCAAUCAACAACUCUCUGUCGAGUGCAUUUUGCAAACUCCCUGUGGCUUCUAGGAAGCAGGACCUGGCGCUGUGACUUAUCUUGCUCCUUUUGCUGGUCAUUUUGAGACACUGAACUCCUGCCACAAAGAUGUAACACACUGAUAUACUGUGAAGACAGCCAGCCUGCAAAUAACUCGGUGUAUUGUUUCCUGCAGACAGCUUUUAAGCAGGGCUCUGCAGUCCCUUUUGUGGUUUUAGACUCUGCUCAGCAUUUAGUAGCUUCUGCUUUAGUACUGCCAUGAACUAUCUUUAAGGAGGGAAAAAACACUGUGAUUUUUCUUCUGAGCAGUGUUUUGUAGGCUCUGAGAGUGGAGUUUGGAGCACGAGCAGGGCCACCCCAGCUGAGUUUAACCCUGGCCAGAGCUCCUGGGGCUUGCUCUGGGACUUGCUCAGCAUCCAGGAUUCCCCAGCAGGUCAGACCAUUCCUGGUCCCAGUGAAUGUGCUAUUUGUUUCUAAGAGAAAAGGUAUUUACACUCUAAUGUGCAGAGUGGAAAUUUUCUAUUGCUUGGUAAAUUUAUCAAAAAGUAAAAUGAAAGUGAAUUGAUUUUUAGGAACAGGAAAUACCCACCAAUUAUGAUGGAAUUUAGUGACGUGUUUAAUCCAAAAGACAUGGAAUUUAAAGUUUCUAAAAACUCAAUGCAUUUAAUUUCUGUUUGAUCCAAACAAAGUUUUGUCCCCGUUUCCUUCCUGCACUAAAAAAAUGAUCUCUUUCAGUCUGGCCCAAUCUUUCCUGCCUUUUCCCCUUCCUAGCCAAGACCUGUUGAUGUGCUCCCCAAACUGGAAGCCCAGAGUUCACCCAAGCUUGUUCAGCUUACAGCUCAGAACAUUCUACAGAAAUUAUUUUAGUUACACCAGAUCUGUGCUGGAUUUCUGCAGCUGGAGCAGAGCAGAACUGCACAUCACACCUUUACAGGCAUGAAAUCCACGGGCUUUAGUCUUAUGUUUCCUAAAGCUAGCUCCAGUCAUUGACAGCUAACUCCAAACAGAGGGUCAGUAAAAGCUGGAUAUAUAGAUGGCUCUGUCUUUAUUUUGGCUUUUCUGUAUGGUUUUCUCCUGGUCUUUUCUGCACUGCUCUGUCUUACAGCUGUGCAAAUAUAUGGGCUUUUCUUGGCCUGAAAAUGAUUUUUUCCCCCCAAAAGACCCUGUAGACAGAGCCCUUGGAAUGUACAGAGGAGGUGGAAUAGAGGAGUACUGUGAUAACAGUGUUCAGAGUUUCUGUUGUGUGCAGAAAAUGUAUUUAAGCAUAUUUUUUAUACUGGACCAUAUGAGUUCUUUCGGUUUUGGUUUGUUUUUGGUUUUUAUACACUGUGAUCACAAAUAUAGAUUGAAACCCUCCUUGAUAAUUUUCUAAUCAUUGUAUUAUAGCACAAAGUUCUGUGAAUGAACCAGACAACAUAUAAAAGCUUUUUUUUUUUUUUUAAAUCUUACAUUUUAGAAGUAUUUCCCUCUGCACAAUUUUCAUUACCUGCAUUUCCUCCUGUGCUGUAUUGGUCUUUUUGUGACCACCCAAGGUCCAUUUGGAAAAGUUCCCAAGCAAGAGACACACCAGUGACGCUGCAAAAGGGCAGAGCUACACAGGGCUACAUCAAUUUUUCACCCAGUUGUGCUCUGGUUUAAAAUUGUUCACCAAAACUGAGCCAAGCAUGAAAACGUGUUUGGUUUUAACUUUUGCUGUGAGGGAGGACUGCCCACCCACCUGUGUCUCCUGGGGUCUCUGGGGAUCCAGGCUCCUCCUGCACCCUGGCAGUUUUGUCUUGUUCAUGGCCAUGAGGUUUGGGGCACUGGAUUUAUCACACUGCCUUGGGGAUGGGGCUGCUUCUGGUUUUGAUAAACUGGUGGAAAUCCCCACAAAGUACAAACGUGUUCAUUGCCAUCGAUAAACAUUCUUUUUGUUUGAUUCAAAGUGUUUUUCUUGGUACUGAAUGCAGCAAAUGUACUGAAUAAGAAAUGCUCAAAUGAAUCUUUAAACAAUCUCUUUCUGUCCUCAGCCUCUUGAAGCUUGAAAAUCUUGCAGUUUAUUUAUGGGCCUGUAUAUAGCAGCUAUUACAAUUUCUUUUUUUGGACAGCAUCAUUUUGUCAGCAGUAUGAAAUCUUAAUUGAAUGAAAUGUGAGUUUUAAAAAUAGGUAAUGUAGCAAGAAUGACCUUGUCAGUAAUUAGUAAAAUAAUUUAGUUUUGUUGUUUUUUCCCCCUCAAAUAAAUAAGAAAUCUUAAUUUCCUAAAAGGA